This is a messenger RNA of Cydia amplana, 569 nucleotides long. RefSeq lists its product as uncharacterized. The transcript is spliced from 3 exons. The record is from RefSeq and is a predicted model, not a curated record. NCBI's taxonomy places the organism in Eukaryota, Metazoa, Arthropoda, Insecta, Lepidoptera, Tortricidae. The coding region runs from base 1 to 537 and encodes 178 amino acids.
AUGGGUUGCGCGCGCACGACGGUUGCUAUGGCAACCAAGGACGGGGGCUACACGAGACGUGGCCGGGCCGUAGCCCGUUCGCAACAAUCUACUGUGCUUCACGCGUGUCUGUCAGAGGUGCAAGCGGUCACACUGGCGGAUCCUGAGGUACGAGAGCUGCUGCUGCCGGCACAGGACCCGGCGGACAGCGGCAUUGACAGCGACGCCACGGACACCGAGCGACGCGGCCGGCGCCAAGCGCGGCUGAACGAGGACAGUGUCGACGAAGAAAGCGAUGUCACCGUCGAGAUCGAAAUGCCGAUUCCGUAUUGCGCACAGCACCCUAACCGCUCGUUCGGGGAGCGCUCCGUGCGCGUCUCGCCGUCGCUCUUCGAAGUCGAGCUCACCGCUUCCGAUGAAGAUGACGCUUCGGUACUCGAACUUAUAAUACCAUAUCAACAGCCACGAUACCAAAAGUUGCCCACGUCAUCUCCUUUAAAAACUAAGGUCAAAGCUCCAAAGUACCUCUGUGGGUUUCUUUGCUGUUUUCGUAAGUAGGCUCAGUCAUGGGCCAAACAAUUGAUUAAUAC